AUGGGGAAGUUUGGAGUGUUGUUUUUGUGUUUGCUUUUACAGAUUGGAACAGGAUUUGCUUCAGGUGUCCCUGUGACCAGCUGUGAGGCGUGUCACCCUGAAGCCACCUGCCUGAGGCGUGAGGAGAGAAGAGAAACGUUACCCACCACCACCGUCUCCUGCCAGUGCAAAGAUGGAUUUGUUGGCGACGGCGUCAACUGUUACGAAGUGAAAGAAUGUGGGGGUGACUCCUCUUGCUGUAGCGCAGGUUACAAAUGGUCCCCUAAAGAGGGCUGUGUGGAUGUAGACGAGUGCUCUCUCAAGCCGUCCCCCUGUGCUGCAUCUCAGAUCUGCAGAAACACACAGGGCUCCUUUGAAUGUUCUGUAAAUCCUGCUCUGCGCACAGGAGCAAGUCCCUUUGUGAACGCUGUGCAGUUUAUGUGUGGUAACACUACAUGUCCACACGGCAUGGACUGCAUUACCAACAAUGGAACGGCCCGCUGUGCUGACCCCUGCGAGCAUUACACUGCUCUGGAUGACCCCUGGCGUGCAGCUGACAAAAAACCCCAUCCCACACAGUCCAGGUACAUCGAGAGACGAGAUGUUUGUGGUUCAUAUUCCUCAUGCUGCAGCUUUAAAAGUCCCAAAAUUCACAUCAAGCGUUGCUACGGAGAUUAUUAUGUCUACAAACUUGUGAGACCAAACUCGUGUUACUUGGCUUAUUGUGCAGAAGUUACAAAUAGUUCCAGCACAACUGCACCAGAAACUACUGCGGAAAUAACCACCUUCGACCAAGUCAGAGCUGGUCCGUGUUCCCAUCCAGUGUCCCAUCGUAAGAGGUUUCCCCGGUGGAAUUUGAAUCACCAAGCUCUGCGUGGAAACAAGAGAGCAGAGUGA
This is a messenger RNA of Knipowitschia caucasica, 876 nucleotides long. The record is from the annotation of a GenBank genome assembly. NCBI's taxonomy places the organism in Eukaryota, Metazoa, Chordata, Actinopteri, Gobiiformes, Gobiidae.